AAGACUCGAUCUCAUGUAAGCAUGAUUAACUUUUGCUACUUGAAAAAAAAAUAAAAAUAAAAAAAUCUUAAUGUAUCACCGCCGUUGUCUAAUGUGUGUACUUGCUUCCUACUGCUAGUCGCACAAACAAGGAUUGGAACGCCAUGUCUUGCGGCACAUCUUCCUGCCAAUCAGGAGGCUGCGAUAAAUACGACGUACAACCAUGCUCUCCUACCAAACCGUCAUCCACCGUUAACUCCCGCCGCCGUCAACUCCCCCAAAACCCUAACAUCUGCGUCAAGUGCAAGGUUAACGAUGCCAUUGCUGGCGGUUCUGGAGGAGGUGAAGAUGGCCGUUUUUGCACUGAUUGCUUCCGUGGUUCUCUUUUCGGAAAGUUUAGGUUUGCCGUUACUUCUAAUGGCAUGAUUUCUCCUACUGAUAAAGUUCUUGUUGCUUUUUCUGCUGGCGCUUGUUCUCGGGUGGCUUUGCAAUUCGUUCAUGAGAUGCAAGAUAAAGCUCAGAAGAACUUUGACGCAAGCAGGGAUAAAUCUCUAUCAGUGUUUAGUGUCGGAGUUGUCUUUGUCAAUGAAACUUCUGCUCUCGGUGUUUCUACUGUUGAAGCUGAUGAAGUAAUUGAACAUGUCAAGGCUGUUGUCAAUGAACUUGCUAAACCAGAAAAGUUACUACACAUCGUUCCUCUGGAAAGCAUCUAUGAGUUGAAUCCAGAUGAUGAUAGAGAGAGGCUGAGAAGGAUGUUGGAUGCUGUUGGUGACAGUACUGGUAAAGAAGAUGUAGUCACACAUCUUCGUAUGCUAUGUUUGCAGAAGGUUGCUGUGGAAAAUGGGUACACCAAAUUGGUACUUGGAACAUGCACAUCGACUAUUGCUCGUCAUGUGCUUUCAGCAACUGUUAAGGGUAAGGGCUACUCAUUACCAGCAGAUAUACAGUAUGUUGAUGCAAGAUGGCAAGUACCGGUGCUGCUUCCACUUCGUGACUGUCUUUCUCAAGAGCUCAGCACACUUUGUCAACUUGAUGGGUUGAAGAUUAUAACAAUGGCUAAUGGUACUCAUACUGGGAUUAAUGCAUUGGUCUCAUCUUUUGUUUCCCUUCUGCAGGAUGAAAAUCCUUCUCGUGAAUGCACCAUUGUGAGGACUGCUGGAAAGCUUACGCCAUUUAGUUUUAAUAGGCUACCCGAUAUCGAUGACCCUAAGGAACUUCUAGCAUUCCAAAGGCGUCAAAAGAAAUUCAACAUCAAGUCAGACGAGUCAACUCCUCCAGAGUCAUUCUGUUCUCUCUGCAAUAGCCCACUUCAUGAUUUGGACUCAAGUUUUGGCAGUUUUGCGAUUGAACACCUGAGUACUGAAUCCUUUGGAACCACCUGCUGCUCAAGCUGUCGAUUUCAAAUAUUGUCCGAUAAUCAAUUGUCUAUGGACCAGUUCUACUCACUCUUACCCCAGUCAAUAACAUCUCGUGCAGCAGUCAGUAACAGCUCUGAUAACCAUAUAAUGCUAAGAGAGAAAAUCCAGGAUUUCCUUCUUUCAGACAGCGAGGAUGGAAAUUGAACUCAAGAAACCACGAGGAUGGCCAGCUUUUACACUAGUAAUAGAAUCGAAUUUAUAGUGCAAUUAGAUUCAAGAGCGAUUCUUGAGUCCUACUGCUCAACAGAAUGGAGUUCCCGCCUAUGCUAACUUACAUAUGAGAAGCUCUUCACUUUUACUCGUCUUUGCUUAUACUUCCAACAUCAGGGUGUUAUAGUGUCAGCUCUAUCUGCAGCAUGUACGUGAGGGAAGGAUUAUCAUUCAAGGUGAGAAAUGUCAAUUUUGUAAUGAGUAGCAUAGCCUAUAUCGCGAUCAUUACGGACUUAUGGUGCAUUUUUGCGCUCUAGAUUAUUGUUGUAUGAGCAAAGUAUUAGCAAAAGAAACCCUUAAUCUGUGUUAUUUUAAUAGCUACCCUUCUCUUUAUUAUGUGGGAGCUUUUUAGGGGAAGUGUAGCUAUUAAAAAACCAGAGGACAUAGAUGUUCGGUUUGAGGGAAACCAUUUCUUUGUAGUUCUUCCUAAAGGUUCAUUCUAUGAUUUCGAUUUGAUGAAAAAUUAUAGACAAGAAAUAAUUUUACACCAUUUUGUGUAUAUUUAACUACGAAUUUGGAAUGCAAUCAAAUCUCCAUUUCCUGUUUCACAUCUGUAUUUUUCUUUUAUGAUUCAUGAUAUCAAAAUUAAAGACUAAUUUUUUAUUAGUAGCAUUUUUUGGUGAAAAAUAUUUUCAUGGAAAAUUUUGUUUCUAUGAGACUAAUUCAAAAUUCCUUAAUCAAUGAAUUUUGAUGAUCGUCUUUUCUUUUGAAUUCCUUGGACAAAAAUAUUAUAGAUAUCUAAACACAAUAAUUAAAUACCAAAACCGUGAACAACAUUUCAAGUCAUAAUUAAUUAAUUAAAUACAAAAGAGGUUUAAACAUUGUAUAUUAAAGGCAAUAACACAAUUUGAUUAGCAUCCAAAAUCCUUAAACAAAAAGA
This is a messenger RNA of Amaranthus tricolor (Joseph's coat), 2487 nucleotides long. RefSeq names its product cytoplasmic tRNA 2-thiolation protein 2. The transcript is spliced from 7 exons. The coding region runs from base 144 to 1541 and encodes 465 amino acids. Gene Ontology annotation, biological process: tRNA wobble position uridine thiolation. Gene Ontology annotation, molecular function: sulfurtransferase activity; tRNA binding. Lineage: Eukaryota; Viridiplantae; Streptophyta; Magnoliopsida; Caryophyllales; Amaranthaceae. The record is from RefSeq and is a predicted model, not a curated record. Gene Ontology annotation, cellular component: cytosol.